Molecule: messenger RNA, 2396 nt
Organism: Amoebophrya sp. A120
Lineage: Eukaryota; Dinophyceae; Syndiniales; Amoebophryaceae
Source: the annotation of a GenBank genome assembly
CUCGUCGCUCCAUUUCAACAUGUUCACGUGGUCAUGCGGAAUGGUAAUGAGGAAGACGAAGACCACUCGUUGCACUUGCGCUCAAAUGCGUUCUUGUGUGGAAACUCAAAAAUGGACAAACAGCCCGGCAGCACUUUUCAACGGAAGUAUUAACUUGUUUUGCUACGUAGUCUGAAUUUGUAUGGUACGAAGAUAGAAGAACUCGGUGGAAUCACGAAAGUAAAUAUUACUCGAGAUCAUUGUAUGUGGAUGUCGAAGUCCUCGUUCUUAGUUUGUCGUUGGACAAGCGGUGCGUCUGUAUGUGUAGCAGCUGAGCGACGAGGAGAUUCGCAAAUUCGCUCGUUUUCGAUGGUGAUAUAGUUGGAUCGAGAAAAAUUGAGCGAGAGUUGGGCGACUAGCAAACAUUGUGAGCUUUGUUGUAUUCGAAUGUUCGCUGCAUUGUCCAUGACCUUCUUGCCCGAACGCGGCUAGUGAAAGCAAAAAGUAAAUAGAACUUAUAGUAGUUUUGAGCUUAGAACAGAGCGCAACUUCUGAUACCACACACCUACUCUUGACACAAGAGUAAGACUAAGAGUCUGAGUCCAUCUGUUAUUCAACAUCAAGAAAGAUUAAGAUAAGAUGGUGGACACGGCCGACACUCUAUCUCGCCUCCAGUCCGCUGCCUCUUCUACCUACGGGACCUGGGUUAAACGACGUGCGGAGGAUUACUACCUGAAACUCCAGCGCAACAUAGAGGACGAGGCCGCAUCAUCUACAAACUUGCUAAACAGAGAACUGCGAACUUUGGACCCUGUUCAAAUUGAAAUCGCCGCGGACAUCUUGAGCAGAAACGCGUCCUUGACACAGGAGACGGAGUUGAUUGUGAAGGAAACGCUGUUUGUGCAUUCCUCCUGCGUCGCAGCUGCGAAAAAGGGACAUCUGUGUUGCAAGGUCAACGUUGGGGCGCUAAAUGCGACGUGCGCGGGCGCAAUAGCCGGCCAUGGCACAGCGGUGAUGAUCUGGGUCCCACCCACAAAAAACAGAAUUCCCGUGCCGCGUCUGAACGAUCCAAACCUGGCCCAGGUCCGAGCGGAGGACUUUCUUGAAGAUCAAGAUGGUGGAGCUGCUGCCGGGCCGAAUCUCCAAGACGCGCCGAACCCCGGCCCCGCAAUCCGAGAUCAAGUCCGGAACAACAAUGGAGCCGCCCCAGCGCCGAUCGCAAACCCAAAUCAGCUUUGGCCUACCAUGAUGUAUGACGGGCGUGCUCUUGAGGUUUGGGUUCGCGAAAGAUCCAGACUGGAUACUUACCCCAAGGCUGACGCGAAGGAGCUAUCCGCGGUGUUUCAGCCGCUUGCGGAUUCCGUGGCGCAGGAGCAGACGCGUGCCUGGAUGGCCGCGGUACGCCGUGGGGCGGCAAAAAGGAUGCUCGGCGAGGGUGAGCAAAGUGGCCGCCGAAGCAAUUUGCCGGACGGAGUCUUUCGCUUGCCGGUCCCGCUCGCGCACCUGCCCUCUGAGUUGUUCAUGCAGAUUAAAUCUUUCCUGCGCGACCCUGUGACGUCGGUGCUGCUGAACCCGAGCUACCUGGCCCGCCUAGCGCACGAGAGACGGCUGCAAGAUCUGGAGCAAACCCUCGACGCGGCACUGGCCCGGUACCUGCAAGAACUGCAGCAGACCUCUGCGCGCCUGUUGCCGGGGUACGAGAACAAAGUGCGUGGCAAGUUGGUCGUCUCGGAACAGGAGUUUCAGGUACCACUACCAGUACCGGAUGACCUCUCCCUGUACACGCUCAGCGUGCAACUCGGUCGCAACACCUUUUCCUUCGAAGGUCCCAAUGUGUGGCCGUGCCGGCUUGAGAUGCGACUGAUCACGAGUCGAGCCUGGCAAGACAAUUGGAUCCACGAUGCACAGCUGCUGAGACACCCCCUAGUGCGGCCGCCUCCGGAAGAGAGGUAUGAUAACAUCAUGUCCGUCCUCGCCGUCUAUUUUCACGGAAAAGGGUUCGGCUUCAAACAACAUCGCAGGGACCGAAGCACCUUUUCCAUCUGGUGGAAGGAACGAAAAUAGUGCGACCAUCUGCAACUGAUUUUUGGUUGUUCUAUCUCAGUCAUCUGGGACUAGCAGAUUGCUUUUGCUGUUUUGCCAUUUUUGCUUCGACUAUAUAGAAAUUAUUGAUAUGAGUGGUAAGUCUAUGUUUCGAAAAAGCGCAACAACUCGAUCCAUCAACACUGAAGACAGACCUAAUUCCCACUAAUAGAAACUUAAAAUUAUUCUCUCACCACUAUGUAUUUUUUUCUGAUUUGCUGGGUCUUGGAUCUCAAGUUUCAAAACGAAACAUUCACGACCUCUCUUGAUGGAACAUUUCCAAACACAAAUAAACUUAAAUAAGUGCGGAAGGAGCUGCGCGAGUGUAGCAGUAU